UUCACCGCCGUUCACGAGCCGCUCGCGCAUCAACCCGGUUACACCUGCCGCCUCGAGCCCGUCAGCACCGACCGCAGCACCGACAUCAUCGGCUUUCUCGCACGCUGUCAGGAUGAAGAUUGAAAACGGCAUGACCCUCCCCGAGCUCCCAGAGCCCCUUUCCCACGCAGGCCUCCAGUUCACUGUAGCCACUGAGGAGGACUUUGAUGACAUCAUGGCAAUGAGUCAGGACAUCUAUGGAGGCCUUGACUACCUGCCCACCAGAUACACCACCUGGUUGCAGGAGACCAACCGUACAGUCAUACUGGCCCGCAAACAGGGGAAAGUGAUUGCUCUCGAGUCGGUGUGUGUGAUUGACGAUGGGGAGACUAUGCUGGUGGAGGGCCUUCGUGUUGCCCCCCAAGAACGGGGCAAGGGUGUGGCAGGCGUCCUGCUGCGCUUUUGCUCCCAGCUUGUCAAAUCCAAAUUCCCAGAGGUCAAAGUCACCCGCCUGACUCGUGAUGACGUGCUUGGACCUAAGGACUUCCAGAAGUAUCGCCUCAUUACAAAGCAGGGCAUUCUGCUGGUGCGCUUCAGAGCAGAAGACCUCAAGCUCCGUCUCUCUGAGCUCGGUCCGGAUGGAGACUUUCACUCCCCUUCCUCCAUCUCUUCCUCUUCUUCCAUCCCUCCUCCAGUGUGUCUCGACCACAAAGACAUUCACCGGCUGUAUCUGGCCACUGACCUGAUGCACGGGGUCCUGCCCAAUGCCACCAUUGUGCAAGACUGGCAGCCAUUCAAGCCGGUGCCCAGUAACAUGGCCAUUCUCCUGAAGAAGGAGAUUGAUUGGAUGGUGGAUGAUGUUACCAGCCCCACCGUGGCCAGCCUCUGCACCUUCCCCUUCAGGGUGCCCAUUGGAGAUGACUGGUAUUACCUGAACAUUGACAUGUUCGGUAAAGACCUGGCCCUGGCACGCCAGCAGUUCCUGUGCCACUUGCGCCGCCACACUGCCAGCCUGAAGGGUCAUGUGAUGUGUCAGAUGUUCCUGGACCCACCACUUUGGAAACCCAUGGCCGAUUUCUGCCGUCAAAAUUUGGGUGUGGAACUAGUGAAGGAGUACACUGAGCAAUGCGUUUGUGAGUCAGAUGUUGUGUAAGAAUAGGAGGAGGAGGUAAAGGGUUUGUAGGAGGAGCCAAAAAGAUGUGAAAACAAGGAUGUAGAUAAAAAUAGGAAAAUCAUAGGAUAUGGGCCCAAGUUAAUUACAAUUUACAGAAGCAACUCAAGCUUUCUCCUAAGAGGGAAUGAAAACAAGAAAGCAAGGAACAAAAU
Messenger RNA from Myripristis murdjan (pinecone soldierfish), 1305 nucleotides. It is a transcript of the gene nat16, whose product is annotated as N-acetyltransferase 16. The transcript has 5 exons. Bases 113 to 1132 code for a protein of 339 amino acids. NCBI's taxonomy places the organism in Eukaryota, Metazoa, Chordata, Actinopteri, Holocentriformes, Holocentridae. The record is from RefSeq and is a predicted model, not a curated record. Gene Ontology annotation, molecular function: acyltransferase activity, transferring groups other than amino-acyl groups.